CUGAUUGGGGAUUUGUCGAGGAAUAUGCAUUUCGUCAUGACUUCUGCGCCUUUGACUUUCCAGAUCAUUUAAUACCUACCUAGGCACUGUACAGGUUACAAGAAUCAUUGGUUCCCACCUACAUAUACUCAAGCUUCCACCCAUAAUGCAUCGUUACACUUUGAUCGAAACACCACGACGUCAUGAUAUCACCAGUUAUCCGAGCCGUCUCUCACCAUAAGAGGCCGUUAUCCACCAACGCCCUCAAAGCAACUACGUUACUUUCUCGUUCAUCAUUGCUUUGCUCAACACCACCUACACAUCCACAGCGCAAAUCCUACAGAAUAAUACAACCUGUCCAGUCUACUAGAAUGGCGUCUAGCAACCGCAAUGAGUCCUUCACCCGUGACAAGCUCUUCGACCUAAAAGGGCACGUGGCCCUCGUCACAGGCGGCGGCUCAGGCAUCGGACUGAUGGCCACGCAAGCCUUGGUCACCAACGGUGCCAAAGUGUAUAUCACAGGGCGCACAAAGUCCAAGCUAGACCGCGUGGUAGAGCUGUACUCCCACGGCAACGAUUCCAUCAUCCCGCUGCAGUGCGACGUAUCCGACAAGAGCCAGAUCGCGGACCUCGUCAAAGAGGUGUCAUCCCGCGAGAAAUGCCUGUGCAUCCUCGUCAACAACGCAGGCAUCAGCGGCGCGACGCUACACACGGAGUCCGGGUCGGCCUCGGAGAUGAACCAGAACCUGUUCGAGGCCGAGAAGUCGACGUUCGACGACUGGACGGACGUCUACCGCACCAACGUCGCGCAGAUCUUCUUCACCACCACGGCGUUCCUGCCCUUGCUCCAGAAAUCGGGGGACAUGUUCCCCGGCUGGUCGGGGACGGUGGUCAACAUCACGUCGAUCAGCGGGCUGGUGAAGACGGCGCAGCAUCACUUUGGGUACAACGCGUCGAAGGCGGCGGCGAUCCAUUUGACGAGGAUGUUGGCUGCGGAGAUUGCGGCGAAUGAGUUGAAGGUGCGGGUUAACUCGAUCGCCCCGGGAGUGUUUCCCAGUGAAAUGACGACGGAGGGCAGCAACGAGAGCCAGAAGAGCCACAUCGAUCGCGAGAAGUACGCAAAAAAGGUACCCGCAGGUCGACCUGGCAAGGACGAAGACAUGGCGCAGUCGGUGCUAUUUUUUGCUGUAAACCAGUAUCUAAAUGGCCAGACAUUAGCUGUUGACGGGGGAUAUACGUUGGCGGCUGGGGAGUAAUGUAAUGCCAAACAUCCACGAUUGAGAACAGUUAUUUUUAAUGCCAGCUUUUGUAAGCCUCUAGAUAGUUGAUACUCGUUCGCGAACUAUGUGCUUUUUGACCCGCAG
Hypoxylon fragiforme is the source of this 1343-nucleotide messenger RNA. RefSeq lists its product as uncharacterized. The transcript is spliced from 2 exons. The record is from RefSeq and is a predicted model, not a curated record. Bases 183 to 1235 code for a protein of 350 amino acids. NCBI's taxonomy places the organism in Eukaryota, Fungi, Ascomycota, Sordariomycetes, Xylariales, Hypoxylaceae. Gene Ontology annotation, molecular function: oxidoreductase activity.